Perognathus longimembris pacificus (Pacific pocket mouse) is the source of this 1629-nucleotide messenger RNA. It is a transcript of the gene L2hgdh, whose product is annotated as L-2-hydroxyglutarate dehydrogenase. Bases 77 to 1468 code for a protein of 463 amino acids. Gene Ontology annotation, molecular function: (S)-2-hydroxy-acid oxidase activity; (S)-2-hydroxyglutarate dehydrogenase activity. The record is from RefSeq and is a predicted model, not a curated record. The transcript has 10 exons. NCBI's taxonomy places the organism in Eukaryota, Metazoa, Chordata, Mammalia, Rodentia, Heteromyidae.
CCUAACGGGACCCGCGCGUUGUGGUUGGGUUCUGGCAGCGGCCUCUGGAGGUUGAGGUGGAGGACGGGACCCUGCGAUGGUGGCGGUGCUGCGUUACUUCGGUGGUUCCUGCAGACAGGCCCUCGGAGGCUUCCUGGGAGGCUUUUUCGGGUCGUACGGGUCGGCGUUGGGGAGACCCAGGCCUCUGUGCGGUGGUAGCCGCGGCGCCAGCACCAGCUCUUUUGAUAUAGUCAUUGUUGGUGGUGGAAUUGUGGGACUUGCCUCUGCCAGAGCACUCACCCUAAGACAUCCUCAACUUUCAAUUGGCCUUCUGGAAAAGGAGAAGGAUUUAGCUGUUCACCAGACUGGACAUAAUAGUGGUGUCAUACACAGUGGAAUUUAUUAUAAACCAGAAUCUCUGAAAGCUAAAUUAUGUGUAAAAGGUUCCGCCCUCAUCUAUGAAUACUGUAAACAAAAGGGAAUUCCCUACAAGCAAUGUGGCAAGUUAAUAGUAGCUGUUGAUCAAGAAGAAAUUCCCAGACUUCAGGCCCUAUAUGAGAGAGGCCUACAGAAUGGUGUCCAGGGCUUGAGACUGAUCCAACAGGAGGAUAUAAAAAAGAAGGAGCCCUACUGCAGGGGUCUAAUGGCCAUUGAUUGUCCCUAUACUGGCAUUGUGGACUAUCGGCAGGUAGCUUUGUCAUUUGCCCAGGACUUCAGAGAAGCAGGUGGGUCUGUCUUGACCAGUUUUGAAGUGGAAAGUAUUGGAAUGGCUAAAGAAAGUUCUUCAGAGAGUAAAGAAGAGCUGAAAUAUCCAAUUGUUAUAAAGAAUACUAAGGGAGAGGAAAUUCAGUGUCAGUACGUGGUGACAUGUGCGGGACUUUACUCUGACCGCAUUUCAGAGUUGAGUGGCUGCAGUCCUCAUCCUACUAUUGUUCCGUUCCGGGGAGAUUACCUGCUCUUGAAGCCAGAAAAAAGCUAUCUUGUAAAAGGAAAUAUUUAUCCGGUCCCAGAUAGCCGGUUUCCAUUCCUAGGAAUUCACUUCACACCAAAGAUGGAUGGCAGCAUUUGGCUAGGGCCUAAUGCAGUACUUGCCUUUAAACGGGAAGGUUACAGAUUCUUUGACUUCAGUGCCAGAGAUUUUAUUGAAAUAAUCAUGAACAGUGGCUUGAUUAAACUAGUGUUCCAGAAUUUCUCCUAUUCAGUUAAUGAAAUGUAUAAAGCCUGUUUUCUUGCUGUAACAGUGAAGAACCUUCAAAAGUUUAUCCCUGAAAUUACUGUCAAUGAUAUCCAAAGAGGUCCAUCUGGAGUCAGAGCACAAGCCAUGGAUAGAAAUGGAAGUUUGGUAGAAGAUUUUGUAUUUGAUGGAGGUGUUGGGGCUAUUGGAAAUCGCAUUCUUCAUGUGAGAAAUGCACCUUCCCCUGCCGCCACUUCUUCCCUGGCAAUUUCAGAAAUGAUUGCAGAUGAAGUGCAACAAAGAUUUGGAUUAUAACUCUUGAGGGGGCAGGGUUUGAGUUAGUGUCCAUCAACAAGAAUCUACUACUUGCAUUCUCUAAGUAGAACUUAGGAAUGUGGCUUUCAACUCUCACUUGAUGGUCACAUUUUAGGUAACCACUGAAUUAUUAGUAUGAUCUAUCGUAACUAAUAAUUUUU